This is a messenger RNA of Ailuropoda melanoleuca (giant panda), 349 nucleotides long. Its product is annotated as pleckstrin homology domain-containing family B member 2. Gene Ontology annotation, biological process: regulation of cell differentiation. The transcript is spliced from 2 exons. The annotation marks the transcript as partial. Gene Ontology annotation, cellular component: membrane. The record is from RefSeq and is a predicted model, not a curated record. NCBI's taxonomy places the organism in Eukaryota, Metazoa, Chordata, Mammalia, Carnivora, Ursidae.
UCCUUGCUUUUUUGGCUCAAAACCAACGUUUUCAUUUUUUUCAGGUACUAUUUUGAAGCGUUGGAAGAAUUGGCUUGACCUGUGGUCAGAUGGUCACCUGAUCUAUUACGAUGAUCAGACUCGGCAGAGUGUUGAGGAUAAGGUCCAUAUGCCAGUGGACUGCAUCAAUAUCCGUACCGGGCAUGAGUGUCGGGAUAUUCAGCCUCCAGAUGGGAAGCCAAAAGACUGUAUGCUACAGAUUGUUUGCCGAGAUGGGAAAACUGUCAGUCUUUCUGCAGAAAGCACAGAUGAUUGUUUGUAAGUUUUGGGUUUUUAUGUGUUUAAUUUAAAAAGUGUUGUGUUUUAAUUU